GGGCCGCAUGUACGCAACACUGGCCCCAACUGGAGGGUCCCACUUCGCAACUCCCCCGGAGCCACGGCUAUGUUUACAGCGCUUCUGCGGCCAACUCCUGCUAUGGAUGCAGUGAGGCUGGCAGUGUGGCUAUUGAAGGACCCCUGCGAAGGAAAACACUGCUGAAGGAGGGACGGAAGCCCAAGUUGUCAUCGUGGAGCAGAUUUUGGAUCAGUCUGUCUGGAUCAACACUGACAUUCUAUGGGGCCAAAGCACUGAGGGCCUCUGAGAGGAAACAUUAUAAGUCCAACCCCUGCAAGAAGGUGUGUGUGACGGGAUGGAUGGUGGUUCUGCCAGAUGACCCAGCCAGACCCAACAUCUUCCAGCUCAAUGACCCAGAUAAAG
Molecule: messenger RNA, 384 nt
Organism: Etheostoma spectabile (orangethroat darter)
Lineage: Eukaryota; Metazoa; Chordata; Actinopteri; Perciformes; Percidae
Product: ras-specific guanine nucleotide-releasing factor RalGPS1
Biological process (GO): Ras protein signal transduction
Cellular component (GO): plasma membrane
Molecular function (GO): guanyl-nucleotide exchange factor activity
Source: RefSeq, a predicted model, not a curated record